AUGAAGAAGGGAAUGGAUCCAUUCCGUGCAGUAACUCUUCUCAAUGUGCAAGAGAAGAUCGAAAGCAUCUCCUCUGGAGGGGACUCAGUGUACCUUGGCACUGCAAUCGGGAACAUUCUGCAGUUUUCGUUCCCGGCAAAGAGCUCUGAGGAUCCACCAGAAGCUGCACUGAGGGGCGCCGCGUCCCUUGGUUCAAAACGACCUGUCGAGCAGGUUUGUGCCACCUCACGCUUUGUGUUCGCCAUAUCAGAUGGAGUCCUCUAUGUGCUGCGGGCAGACGUCCUGUCGGCCACGCCCGUGGAGCUGUGCAGAGACGUGAAGAACAUGUGUCUGCACACGGGCUCCGGUGACGAAGCGACAAGCCCUGCAGAGGUAUGUGUGGCAAUGAGGAAGAAGUUGGUCCUGUUCAGUCACAACGGCAGCAGCUUCGAGCAGCGGCAGGAAUUUCCGACGAAUGAGGCUGGGAAGGGCAAGCAUGAGCAAUGCAACAGCUACAGAUGA
Molecule: messenger RNA, 501 nt
Organism: Symbiodinium necroappetens
Lineage: Eukaryota; Dinophyceae; Suessiales; Symbiodiniaceae
Source: the annotation of a GenBank genome assembly